GGUGAACUAAUAAUGUAAAUAAAUAAAGUGGCAGAUGUUUAAAUCAAACAAACAAAAACUAUUUAGAACAAUUUCUUUCAAAAAUUCUCAGAGGAAAAAAAUGUCUCAUAUAGUAGGUCAUUUUCCGAAUAAUUUUCCUGAUUAUUCUCCAAAUAAUACACUCAUUUCAGAAAAGUCUCUGUUAAAUAGAAAUACUAGUAUUGUUCUUGGAUUGAACUCAAAAUGGGAAACAACGAGUUUGAGAUUAAAAGAAAUUGAACUAAGUGAUUAUUCUAUUUACACUGGAAGCACAGGAAUUGCACUUCUACGGUUGCUUAAAGAACCAUUUAAUAAGCCAAACUUGAAGGAAGUGAAACGCUUAUGUUCUCUGCCAAAAUUAAAGAAACGAAGACAUACCUUUCUAUGUGGAGAUGCUGGCCCCCUUGCAAUAGGAGCUAUAGCAUGUGAUAGAUUGGGUGAGAUAGAAAAUCGAAAUGAUUGCCUUCGAAGAUUGUUAUCUUUGCAAGAAGAAGCAGUUGAUCCUGAAUCUGAUCUUCCUAAUGAGUACUUAUAUGGAAGAGCUGGCUAUCUCUUUAGCCUCUUGUUUGUUAAUAAAAACAUUGACCCUUCUCCAAUACCUGAAAAUGUAAUUCAAAAGGUAAUUGAAGCUAUGCUAUUCAUUGGCCAAAAGGAGGCAAAAGCUGGAAAAUUUAAAUGCCCUCUUAUGUAUGAGUGGCAUGGAAAAUAUUACUUGGGAGCUGCUCAUGGUGUUGCUGGAAUUCUGUAUUUGCUUUUGCAAGCAAAGCAAUAUCUAACUGAAUCUGAACUCAAUGAUUUAAUAAAACCGACAAUAGAAUUUUUAACGACAACCAGAUUUGCUAAUGGAAAUUAUCCGUCAUCAUGGAAGAGUAAUACGGACAAAGUACAGUGGUGUCAUGGAGCACCAGGUUUUGUCUUUCUUUUUUCUGAAGCAUAUAAAGUAUUUGGUGAAGAAAAAUAUUUAAAAUUGGCUAUUGAAGCAGGUGAAAUAGUUUGGGAAAGAGGACUAUUGCAGAAAGGCUACAGCAUUUGUCAUGGGGUUUCAGGGAAUGGUUACGCUUUCUUAGAAUUAUUUCAAACAACAAAGGAUCCAAAAUAUCUUUACAGGGCUGCAAAGUUUGCUGAAUGGUGCAUGAAUUAUCGCAAAGAAAAUGAGUAUCAUUCCCCUGAUAGACCUUUAUCACUUUUUGAGGGUAUUGCCGGUCCAAUGUACUUUUUAAUUGAUAUACAAGACCCUAUGAAUGCAAAAUUUCCAGGAUUUACCUUAUAAUCAAUUUACUAUGGUGAAAUUGUUUAUUUGAACCGAUAAAAAAGAUGCAAAUAUUUAAUGUUUAAUGAAA
This is a messenger RNA of Agrilus planipennis (emerald ash borer), 1358 nucleotides long. RefSeq names its product lanC-like protein 2. Gene Ontology annotation, biological process: carbohydrate metabolic process; peptide modification. Gene Ontology annotation, cellular component: plasma membrane. The coding region runs from base 35 to 1288 and encodes 417 amino acids. The record is from RefSeq and is a predicted model, not a curated record. The transcript has 8 exons. NCBI's taxonomy places the organism in Eukaryota, Metazoa, Arthropoda, Insecta, Coleoptera, Buprestidae.